GCUUCCCUCUCUGCGUCCCAAACAAAGUGUCACAAAGAGCUCGGCCGGCGGCAGCGGCGGAGGCGGCUGCAACUCAGCUUUUGUUCUCCCGGCCCGGGUAGCUGAGCCCUGGCCUCCCAGUCUCCCGACCCUGUCCCCCAUCAUCCUUCUGGUUUAUCUUCCCCGGGAGGGGUCUGGGGUGCUGCUGGAAGAACCUCUUGCACAGGAUGAAAGGUCUUGCCCUACUUGCCAAUCUACUUCUGGGAGGGAGAUUUUCCCAGAGGCUCUCCUACCCACUCCCCACCCCCUAAUCUGAGAACUGAGGUUCAUAUGGGUGCCAAGACUCUGACCUUUCUAGGGUCAGCUCCAGCUAAAGGGGCUUAGGGCUGGCUACAUGCCCCCUCCCCCAAAUCCAGGUGUUCCAGAACUUUCAGAAGAGGGGUCAAGUUGGGACAUGCCCCUGGGAUAAGAUUCUCCAUGGUGGGGUGGCUGUAGGUGAGCAGGUGUACCUUCCUCUCACCUCAUGCUGUACAUUUGAAACCCAUGACUGAGGUCUGUAACCCCAACUCAGGGCAGUGAGGAUGGAGGGAAGGAGUCUUUCCCAAGAACUCAAUCUAAAAGGUGGGCAAGCUAUGCUGUGGGGUCAGUUUGGGGGAGCCACCUGAGCAAUGAGGUUCAGAGGGCCAUGGAGAGGAGACCAUAAAAGUGAACUACUGGCAUGUCUGUGUAAUAAAGGUGGUCUUGACUCUAGACCACCUAAGGAGUUUCCUUUUAACUCUAUCUAGUGCAGCGUUAAUCGAUUGUUAGGGGACUUGGAAGGUAUAAGGAUUCUCAGAGGGAAAAACAUCAAGUACAAUAUUAGAAAUGACCAGAGGUGGAGACCUAGUCACAAAUAUACUUCAAGUCCUGAACACUUGCCCCUUACACUUUGACCCUAAAAACUUUUGAACCACAAAGCUUGAGGGACCAUCUUCAUGGUCCUCCAGUCAGCAGAUGCUUCUAUGUACUUGUCCCAGUUGUUUCUAAGAGUCUUCUCACCAACCCUUCCAUCCUUCCCUACUCAGUAAGGUUUGAUGGUCCACACCAGCUCUCCUAGCACAUAAAAGGAAUUGGCCUGUUGCUUUCGAAAGAUUUUGGAUCCCUAUCCCUGGCCCUGUAUCCCUAUAGAACCCAAAUAAGGGUAAGAUAACCCUUGAUUCCCUGUGGGGGUGGAAAGUAGGUCAGUGCUACUGUCUGGCUAAGUGUCAUGGAUGGUGUUUAGGCCUGACUAUAGAAAUUGGCAUGACUAUAGAAAACUCUGACUAUUGCCCACAGGCAAUACAUGCAUAAUCUAGGUCCCAAGUCAGUUCAUAAAAUCUGGGGCUCUGUCAGUGCUUUCUCCUAUUGAGAAAAACUCAUGGGAUCAGGUUCUUGGGACCCCAUUUGGUGAGGAGAUGAUUCAGGAGAUCUUGACUGGGCCUAGGAGGGUCUCAGUGGUUUUGUUGAUUUGAGGCCACCCUCUGGGGAAACUUUCCCUUCUUGGGAAUUCAGCUUCAAUUUGGGCCUUCUUGUAUAUCACUGGAUUUCCAUCUUGGAAACUGCUAUGUGCAAAGCAGGUUUUUUGUUUUUGUUUUGUUUUGGGGGAGGAAGCUUUUGCCCAAUUCCUACUCUACUUGCCUUGGGUAUGAGGUCAGCCUCCCGUGAGGUAUUUUGUUUACUAUCGUAUAGGCAGUUUUAGGGGCCCUAGAAUCUUCUCAGAAUCAGAGUAUGUGCCCAUAGGUUAGUCAGCUAUGACCAUGCAGUAUUCCCAGCCUCCCCCCUCCUCCCCCACCAUCUGCUUCCUCUGAAUAUACCAGAUUGGCUGUACACCAGGAUGUUCCGGGAAUCCCCAGGAGAGCAACAGAAUGUGAUGGACCCAAAUACGAUGCCUCAGUAACUCAUUCCAGGAUGUACAAACUGUAACUGUCAGAACACUCCUUAUAGCUAAUUAAAAUUCUUCUAGUUACAUCUAUUUUCUAUUAUAUCUGUCUAUUUUCAGUGACAUCCAAAAGGCCAAAAUAAUCCCUCUGGUACCACUAUUUUUUUUCCCCCUCUAUGGUUUCCAGAUAGGAAUUUUUACAAAUCCUCUGGCUUUUCUCAGUGCCUUAUCUGUGGUGCUAAAAUGGCAAAUGUGGCCCCUCUAGUACUUCAUUGCUCUAUGGUACGGAGGUGGCCAAAGUGGCUCCUCUGGUAGCCCACUGCACUCUCCAUGGUACUGAAGGAAUGACCAUUUGUUUCAGCAUCUCUCUGGGGUCCAGAAGAGUCCUGUGACUCAGAACCACAAAACUUUUGAACUGGAAGGGACCAUCAGUAUAAAUUAGUCCAACCCUCUUAUUUUACAGAUGAGUAAACCAGGAGGUUAAGUGAUUUACUGAGGAUUGCAGGGGCUAUUAAUGGUCUGACUGGGCCCACAGUAGUCUUGCAGCCCUCAGUCGUACUCUAAUUCACCUUUCAUUAUACUACUCAGCGAACUUGGCUAGGCUCUUGGUCUCAGUAAAGGGGCUUAUUUGGAGGAUCCAGAAAGUGAGGGUGGAUGCCUUAAUUUGGAGCUACAGAAAUACAGAUAUUAAAAGUGGUGCUGGAGGUUGUUUACUGAUCCUUGGACAAAGACAUUUUGUUAAUUAAUCUCUUAAUAAAAUUCCCAUAAUGCAGAUUCCAAAUGUAACAGGUACCUGCCCCUUCAUAGAGUCUUAUCCUAUCUACUAAAUGUCAAAAAUUAAAGAAGCCUUGGAUCUCCAGAGCCUUUUCUCGUUGCAGGGCUGACUCCUGGCUCAGUUCUCUUCUAUUAAAGAUCCUUAAGCAAAGUAAUGCUGAGUCCUUUUCUUUCUCAGUAACCGAUUUCAGUUUCACAAUGCCUAUUGUAAGGAAGUUCUUUAUAUCUCAAAUAUUCUUUGUCUCAGGCAAUAAAAAAAAAAAAAAAAAAGGGUAGGCCCACAUUUGUCUAGCCUUGACCAGAUACAAUUCUGUAUGUAAGUAAGAAAGGUAGACUGGAUGAUUUCUGGUCCAUUCUCCUAGGCCUAUUUCCAUGAAUCUUAAUUCUGGGGUUGCUCCUAAGUCCUAAUGCUAACCUCCUCUGCAGCUUAGAAUCAGGAGAUUCCGCCCCCCCCCCCCUCCCACUGGCCACCAAGUCCUCUUCCUCUCACUGCUCUUCAUCCUCAGAACUGGAGCUCUGUACAUCCCAGGCCCAGAGAAUUUUAGCCUGGAGAACUUUAACCCUUUCCAGCUCAGAGUAUGUGCUGAGCCCCUAUCUGUGCAGAUGGCCCAGCCCCGCCCCCCGUCCCUCACUCCAGCCUCUUGAGCUCAGAGCCUGUGUAAUCCUCCUCUUGUGUGAGGGAGCCUCUCCCCUGCAGAGAGGAGGAAAGCCUGCUUUGGAACAGCCCUGGACAAAGGGGCUGAGAUGCCCCAUCAAACUGCAGGCUCCAAGGUUUGAAACAAGGGAAUGAAUCCUAUCCGGUAUUUGCAGUUUUUAACCCCUUCCCAAAGCCAGCAGCGCCCCUUAACUUCCACUCCUCCCCCAACUCUCUUCAUUCCCUCUCCCUCUGGCUCUCUCCCCCUUCAUGCCCCUCCCCCUCUGUCUGUCUCCAGACUCUCUGCUGCUGGGAGGUGUUUCUCUCCCAUGCAUGAAUGAGUCUCUGUAAUGAAUGGAAAUGAAUGGAUCAGGAAUCCAGGCGGAGGGAGGAAGAAAGAGGGGGAAAGACAGAAAGACAGGGUAAAGGCAGAAGGAAGAACUAUGGAGCCUGGAAGAAUGUUUGGCUGGCUGGUCAGUUAGCGGUCUGAGAGCAACUGGUCCCACUUGGAUAACUGGGGAGCAUGGCAAGCCCACCCCAUUUGCUCUUCAAGCUGCACAGCCCAACCUAAAUGAGAGAAGGGUAUACUGUGAUGGUCUUCUCCACCACGAGGGUGGAGAGGAAGUUGGGGGGGCGACUUGGUGGUGGUAGUGGUUGUUCUGGACAAGGCAUUUAAUAUGAAUAAUUUGGGGGAAGAAAUCUGGGUUAUCAGGGAGACUUGAGGGCAAAUAAAGAAGUACAAGUUUUGAAGACAGCAGCCCCCUCCUGUCUCAGGAUGGAAGGAAGGAGAAGGGAUAGGUUUCAGAGUGCUAAGAGUCUGGGGUUCGGGGUGACUCUUCCCACUGCUGAAAAUCAGGGCUCACCUCUUCCUCCAAAUCUGUCUCUCUUGCUUUAGCUCUUCAGCACCUGUUGCCUUCACUAGCAGCUUUUCCUCCUCCUCUUCCCUGCACUCCUCAGAACCAAAGAAUGUGAAGGGGGUCCAUGGAGGUGAGUGAAGCUCUGGCCUGAACCUAUGAGUACCAGCAACUAUACUUCCUCCCCUCCCUACCUCUCUUUCUCUGUCUGGCCUCCCAUUAUCAGAAGUUGUUUUCGUGGCCCUAACAGCUCAAUUCCCAUUCAUCCCCCAGCCUCCCCAAGGUGAGUGGGAGGGGCACCCGGUGUUCGUGGUUCAGGCCCUGACCCACCCUCCCUCGGGUUCCUCUGGCUCUCCAUGCCCUUGCUUUCCCCACAGCUCUCCCUUCUCCACCUUUUGCUCUACUCACAUCUUUCUCCACAGGGCUCACGUCCCCGCGCCCCGGGCGGCCACCUAGCGCCGUCGCCACCGGCCUUCGACGGCGAACUGGAUCUGCAGCGCUACUCCAACGGGCCAGGCGUAAGCGCCGGGUCUCCGGGGAUGGGAGCAGUGGGCUGGUCUGAGAGUCGCACAGGCGAACGGCGCUUCCCCUGCCCUGUAUGCGGGAAGCGCUUCCGCUUCAACUCUAUCCUGGCUUUGCACCUACGGGCGCACCCAGGCGCCCAGGCCUUCCAGUGCCCGCACUGCGGCCACCGUGCUGCGCAGCGGGCCCUGCUGCGCUCGCACCUGCGCACGCACCAGCCUGAGCGCCCGCGAAGCCCCGCCGCGCGCCUGUUGCUGGAGUUGGAGGAGCGCGCGCUACUGCGGGAAGCGCGGCUGGGGAGACCCCGGAGCUCAGGGGGCCUGCAGGCCACCCCUGCCACUGAGGGCCUGGCGCGGUCCCAGGCUCCUUCGUCGUCCGCCUUCCGUUGCCCCUUCUGCAAAGGCAAGUUUCGCACCGCGGCGGAGCGCGAACGCCACCUGCACAUUCUGCACAGGCCCUGGAAGUGCGGCCUGUGCAGUUUCGGCUCCAGCCAGGAGGAGGAGCUGCUGCACCACAGCCUGACGGCCCACGGAGCUCCUGAGCGGCCCCUGGCGGCAACCUCGGCUGCACCCCAGCCUCAGCCUCCACCCCAGCCUGAACCCAGAUCCGUCCCUGAGCCCGAGCCGGAGCCUGAACGUGAGGCAACCCCCGUCUCCGCGCCUGCUGCUCCCGAGGAGCCCCCCGCGCCUCCGGAGUUCCGCUGUCAAGUGUGUGGCCAGAGCUUUACGCAGUCCUGGUUUCUCAAGGGCCACAUGCGCAAGCAUAAGGCCUCCUUCGAUCAUGCAUGUCCUGUUUGUGGCCGCUGCUUCAAGGAGCCCUGGUUCCUUAAGAACCACAUGAAGGUGCACGCCAGCAAGCUGGGCCCACUGCGUGCCCCGGGGCCUGGUUCUGGGCCUGCCCGGGCCCCCCAGCCUCCUGAUCUGGGCCUGCUGGCCUAUGAGCCUCUGGGCCCCGCGCUCCUCUUGGCCCCGGCGCCCACCCCGGCUGAGCGCCGUGAGCCGCCGAGCCUCCUGGGAUACCUGAGUCUGCGAGCCGGCGAGGCCCGGCCCAAUGGUGAGGGCGCUGAGCCUGGGGCUGGCCGCAGCUUUGGAGGCUUCCGCCCACUGCCCUCUGCUCUCCCAGGCCGGGGUCGCCGGCACCGCGCGGAGGAGCCAGACGAGGAAGAGGAGGUGGUGGAGGCAGAGGAAGAGACCUGGGCCCGGAGCAGGGCGGUGGGCCCUCUGGCUUCACUGCCCCCACGCCCAGGCGAGGGCCCAGGGAACUCUGCGACUGCUGCGGGGGCCCCGGCGAGGUCCAGCGCCACGCAGGAAGAGAAUGGGCUCUUAGUUGGAGGGGCCCGGCCUGAAGGGGGCCGGGGGGCCAGCGGCAAGGACUGCCCCUUUUGUGGAAAAUCAUUCCGCUCAGCGCAUCACCUCAAAGUGCACCUGCGAGUGCACACAGGAGAGCGCCCCUACAAGUGUCCGCACUGCGACUACGCGGGCACCCAGUCCGGGUCGCUCAAGUAUCACCUGCAGCGCCACCACCGGGAGCAGAAGAGCGGGGCAGGCCCCGGGCCUCCUCCAGAGCCGCCACCCCCUUCCCAGCGGGGUGCAACCCAGUCGUCGGGAGCCAAACCGGCUGCGCAGCCUGCGACCUGGGUGGAGGGCACAGCGAGCUCCCGGCCUCCCUCGAGCGGCGCCGCGUCGGGGUCCCGUCGGAAGCCCGCCAGCCCCGGGAGGACCCUGCGCAACGGGCGAGGCGGUGAGGCCGAACCCCUCGACCUGUCCCUGCGGGCAGGGCCGGGAGGCGAGGCUGGGCCGGGGGGUGCCCUCCACCGAUGCCUCUUCUGUCCCUUCGCCACUGGAGCCCCCGAGCUCAUGGCCUUGCACCUGCAAGUGCACCACAGCCGCAGGGCUCGGGGCCGAAGGCCGCCCCAGGCCGAUGCAUCCCCGCCCUAUGCCCGAGCACCGUCCGGAGAGACCCCUCCCAGUCCUCCGCAGGAAGGGGAGGAGGGCCCCGGGCUGUUGCGUUCAGGAGAGCCUGGGCUGGGGGGACAAGAAAGGUAGGGAGCCCUCUUACGGGCUGUUAGCUUAGUGAGUUUACCCCGCAGGAGCGGGGCUGCGCUAGAGGUAGUUGGGUAGAGCAGCCAGCAGGGGGCAGCGUGGGACCCAUAUUCCCAGCCCCGGGCGGACCAGAGGUGGAGGGGGCAGAGGGCGUUAGGAGGGUGGGUGGGCGAUACCCACCCAGCCCAAGAGAGUCACAGUGCCUUAGAAGUGGCAGGGGUGAGGAUCAAAGAACGGGGUCCCAGGGCUGGCAGGAGUGUUCCUGGUGAGGGGCAGCUUUGCCAGUCUUUGCUGGUCCAUAGGCGUGAGAGUUUAUUUUUGUACAAUGGGUGGGGGUGGGGGCACUGUACCCUUCUAGCCCCUCCAGGGGCCCUGUAGACGUUGCUAUUUUUGGUACGAUUUCUGUCAUCCCUGUCGCAGAGUUGUGUCCCCAAUAAACAGGUGUCUUGAGGCACAGGGCACUGUGUCUGCC
This is a messenger RNA of Aethalodelphis obliquidens (Pacific white-sided dolphin), 7174 nucleotides long. RefSeq names its product zinc finger protein 219 (gene ZNF219). The coding region runs from base 4495 to 6705 and encodes 736 amino acids. The record is from RefSeq and is a predicted model, not a curated record. Gene Ontology annotation, biological process: regulation of DNA-templated transcription. Gene Ontology annotation, molecular function: DNA-binding transcription factor activity, RNA polymerase II-specific; RNA polymerase II cis-regulatory region sequence-specific DNA binding. The transcript is spliced from 3 exons. Lineage: Eukaryota; Metazoa; Chordata; Mammalia; Artiodactyla; Delphinidae. Gene Ontology annotation, cellular component: nucleus.